AUGAUCAGAAGAUUGUUCCAGUUGAUCCGUGUGAAGAGCCCCCGGAAACCGCUGGCGAGCGGAACUAUCAAAGGUCAAAGAUGUCGUUAUCGACCGCAUUUUCAUCCUGGUAUCGGUUAUGUGAAAUAUAUUGGUGCAAAUUUCGUCGUGUUGCUGAUUGGUUACCAGUAUAGUAGAAAUCAGUUAUUCGUCUUUGGUGAAGAACCGAUUGCCUAUUCAACUCCGUUGGAUGUCGAUCACAGUGGUGCAAACAUGACAUCUCAUUCAGGUUCUUCUUUGGGCUCCGGCACUGCCAUGACCCUUCUCGAUGCGGCAGUAUUGAAGGUUUCUCAGAGCGUUAAACGGAGGCUCCAGCAUCAACUACCCAGAAGAAAACACUCGCGGCGUCGAUUUUCAUCGACAGCCGUAGACAGCGCGUCUUUUGCGUCUGAUACGCGAAGUAGCAGAGACCGCACCAAUGCACCAAUGUCAAGCAGCAAAGGAACAACAUCAGCGAACACAGAAACCCACCUUGAAUGUGUACAGUAUAUUGAUUCAUUGCGAACCCCUUCCUCCAAAAGAGCGCGGAUAAUUUCUUGGCUCAGUGAUCCCCGUAUUCCAGUACAUCUGAACGAAAGGCAAUCCGAACCUACACUCAAAAAACACUCCGUCUCCUCCUGUUCAUUAUCUCCGUCAAAGUUACGAAUGUCGAUUUGUGCUCCACUCAAUCGUUUUGAACGUGUUUGUGAUUGGUUGAUGGAACAGAAGGCAUUUUCCACCUCCGAAUAUUUUUAAAUCCCAAAUGUAUUUACUUCCACUUUCCUUUGCCUGUGUGAUGAACUAUCUGCUAUUUUCUGUAUUUGAAUGCACUAUUUUAGUAAUCCGCCUUAGUAUACGAUGUGUUUAC
Molecule: messenger RNA, 886 nt
Organism: Opisthorchis viverrini
Lineage: Eukaryota; Metazoa; Platyhelminthes; Trematoda; Opisthorchiida; Opisthorchiidae
Exons: 6
Coding region: 1-774 (257 amino acids)
Source: RefSeq, a predicted model, not a curated record